GGCUACUGCUGUAAGAGAGUGUGCAAGGAAAUGUUUAGCAAGACAACGAGAUUCUUGCCGCGUUUCUUCUCUCGUCGCUACAUAUUUUUGGCGAGGAUUGUCAAUUACUGUUAAGAAAAGCUCUACUAAUUUUAAGUUCCUCAUGCUAGCUGCUAACAAAGAGACGCGGAAGUGGCCAACACAUUGCUCCGGAGAGAUCAAGUGUGAGUCUAAAAUGUUUAGAUUGUGUGAAAAUGUGUAAAGUACAAAUGCUGAGAGCGUUGGUGAAUCAGCGACUAACUGCGGCUGUUGAAGAAAUAUUUGUAGUGUUGGAAAGAACGAUAGCAGAGUACGAGGAGGAACUUUCUCGAACAAAAGAGGAGAACGAGCGACAACGUCAACUACUGAACGCUGUUUUCAGGAAACAUCAAGUUGUGUUACACAGAGCAGAAAUCAGUGAAGAACAUCUUCAGGAGGAGUGGCGCUUCAGGGUGGAGCAGGAGGAAUCACAGUCCCCUCACAUUAAAGAGGAAACGGAGGAGCCCCAGCUCCUGCACAUUAAAGAGGAAGAGGAGGAUCACAGCAUCAGUCAGGAGCAAGAGCAUCUUAAAGGACUGGGGGAGUUCCUGGUGAUUGGUGUCCCUGUGAAGAGUCAAAAUGAUGAAGAUGAAGGUAAAAGAGAGGUGGCGCCUCCAAGCAGCAGAUCAACUCAACACAUGACAACAGAAGCUGAUGGAGACCACUGUGGAGGAUCACAAGCAGACAACCUCUUAGCUCCACUAUCAGAUAGUGACGACACAACGUCACACUCUCCUGACACUGAUGAUGAAGACUCUAAAGCUGAUACGACAUGUCACACUGACAACACACGCUUUAAAUGCUCUCACUGUGACAAAACUUUGAAUCACUAUCGUUAUUUGAAAAGUCAUUUGAAAUUGCACACGGGAGAGAAACCAUUCAAAUGCUCACUUUGUGGGAAAAGUUUCUCCAAAAAGUCAAAUUUGAAAGUACACACAAGGAUACACACUGAAGAGAAACCUUUUAUCUGUUCAGUGUGUGGUAUAAUGUUUGUACAAAAACGAGAUUUGACCGUACACGCCGCAGUACACACUGGAGAGAAACCGUUUCCCUGUUCAAUUUGUGGGAAAAGAUUUUCUCUGAAUUCAACUUUGAAAAUACACAUGAAAACCCACACUGGAGAGAAACCAUUCAUGUGCUCAGUUUGUGGUAAAAGAUUCUCUCAAAAGGCAAAUUUGACAGUACACACAAGAACACACACUGGAGAGAAACCUUUUUCCUGUCCAAGCUGUGGUAUGGGUCUGGUGAACAAGCAGUGUUUGAAAAAACACAUGAGAAGACACACUGGUGAGAAAGUGUUUAGUUGCAGUGUGUGUGGUGAAAGAUUCUCUUAUAAGUACCAGCUUAACAAUCACAAGUGUGCUGGUGAGAACGGCAGCAGAAAUAUGUUAUUAUAGUAGGUUUGAACUAUUUUAAUGCUUUUUGUGUGUACAUGACAUCAACAGAUUGCAAUAGACUAAUUUCACGUGAUGUCAGACCACUUCGGCCUGUCGCUUUUUUAAAAAUGACUAAUAAAGAAUUGAAUAUACGAACAGGAAAAGGGCACUUUCAACUCAACACUUUCACCAAAUUUAACAAUGUCUUAUUUUUACGAUUGUUGUCGCUCCAAAUCAUGGUGAAGGAUUUGGACCACGUGACAAGCAUGUAACUAAUUCAUUUCUACCAAAUAAAACU
Messenger RNA from Dunckerocampus dactyliophorus (ringed pipefish), 1731 nucleotides. RefSeq names its product zinc finger protein 37-like. The record is from RefSeq and is a predicted model, not a curated record. Bases 234 to 1454 code for a protein of 406 amino acids. The transcript has 2 exons. Gene Ontology annotation, cellular component: nucleus. Gene Ontology annotation, molecular function: RNA polymerase II transcription regulatory region sequence-specific DNA binding; DNA-binding transcription factor activity, RNA polymerase II-specific. NCBI's taxonomy places the organism in Eukaryota, Metazoa, Chordata, Actinopteri, Syngnathiformes, Syngnathidae. Gene Ontology annotation, biological process: regulation of transcription by RNA polymerase II.